AGAAUCUUGAAAUCGGUGAAAAUCUUGAAUUCAGGAUUUUGGAAAGCUAAGAUCUUGAAAUCGGCCAAAAUCUUAAAUUCAGGAUUUUGGAAAGCUAAAAUCUUGAAAUCGGUCAAAAUCUUGAAUUUAGGAUUUUGGAAAGCUAGAAUCUUCAAAUCAUCCAAAAUCUUGAAUUCAGGAUUUUCGAAAACUAAGAUCUUGAAAUCGGCCAAAAUCUUGAAUUCAGGAUUUUGGAAAGCUAAAAUCUUGAAUCAAGGAUUUCGGAAAGCUAAGAUCUCUAAAACGGCCAAAAUCAGCAGUUUGGAAAGCUAAAAUCUUGAAAUCGGCCAAAAUCUUCAAUUCAGGUUUUUGGAAAACUAAGAUCUUGAAAUCGGCAAAAAUGUUGAAUUUAGGAUUUGAAAAAGCUAAAGUCUUGAAAUCGAUAAAAAUCUUCAAUUCAGCAUUUUGGAAAGCAAAAAUCUCGAAAUCUACAAAAAAUCUUCAAUUCAGGAUUUUGGAAAGGUCAAAUCUUGAAAUCGGUCAAAAUCUUGAAUUCAGGAUUUUGGAAAGCUAAAAUCUUCAAAUAAUCCAAAAACUUGAAAUUAGGAUUUUGGAAAGCUAACAUCUUGAAAUCGGCAAAAAUCUUGAAAUCUGUGAAAAUCUUGAAUUCAGGAUUUUGGAAAGCUAAAAUCUUGAAAUCUGCUAAAUCUUAAUUUAAGGAUUUUGGAAAGCUAAGAUCUCUAAAGAGGUCAAAAUCUUGAAAUCAGGAUUUUGGAAAGCUAAAAUCUUAAAAUCCGCCAAAAUCUUGAAUUCAGGAUUUUGAAAAGCUAAAAUCUUGAAAUCUGCUAAAUCUUAAUUUAAGGAUUUUGGAAAGCUAAGAUCUCUAAAGAGGUCAAAAUCUUGAAUUCAGGAUUUUGGAAAGCUAAAAUCUUAAAAUCCGCCAAAAUCUUGAAUUCAGGAUUUUGAAAAGCUAAAAUCUUGAAAUCUGCUAAAUCUUAAUUUAAGGAUUUUGGAAAGCUAAGAUCUCUAAAGAGGUCAAAAUCUUGAAUUCAGGAUUUUGGAAAGCUAAAAUCUUAAAAUCCGCCAAAAUCUUGAAUUCAGGAUUUUGAAAAGCUAAAAUCUUGAAAUCUGCUAAAUCUUAAUUUAAGGAUUUUGGAAAGCUAAGAUCUCUAAAGAGGUCAAAAUCUUGAAUUCAGGAUUUUGGAAAGCUAAAAUCUUAAAAUCCGCCAAAAUCUUGAAUUCAGGAUUUUGAAAAGCUAAAAUCUUGAAAUCUGCUAAAUCUUAAUUUAAGGAUUUUGGAAAGCUAAGAUCUCUAAAGAGGUCAAAAUCUUGAUUUCAGGAUUUUGGAAAGCUAAAAUCUUAAAAUCCGCCAAAAUCUUGAAUUCAGGAUUUUGGAAAGCUAAAAUCUUGAAAUCGGUUAAAAUCUUGAAUACAGGAUUUUGGAAAGCUGAGAUCUUGAAAUCGGCCAAAAUCUUUUAUUCAGGAUUUUGGAAAGCUAAGAUCUGGAUAUCGGCCAAAAUCUUGAAUUCACGAUUUUGGAAAGCUGGAAUCUUCAAAUCGGUCAAAAUCUUGAAUUGAGGAUUUUGGAAAGCUAAAAUCUUGAAAUCCGCCAAGAUCUUGAAUUCAAGAUUUUCGAAAGCUAAAAUCUUGAAAUCGGUCAAAAUCUUGAAUUCAGGAUUUUGGAAAGCUUAAAUCUUGAAAUCAUCCAAAAUCUUAAAUUCAGGAUUUUGGAAAGCUGAGAUCGUGAAAUCGGCCAAAAUCUUGAAUUCAGGAUUUUUGAAAACUAAAAUCUUGAAAUCCACCAAAAUCUUGAAUUCAGGAUUUUGGAAAGCUAAGAUAUUGAAAUCGGCCAAAAUCUGGAAUUCAGGAUUUUGGAAAGCGAAAAUCUUGAAAUCGUUCAAAAUCUUGAAUUCGGGAUUUUGGAAAGCUGAGAUUUUGAAAUCGGUCAAAAUCUUGAAUUAAGGACUUUGGAAAGCUAAAAUCUUUAAAUCGGUAAAAAUUUUCAAUUCAGGAUUUUAAAAAGGGAAAAUCUUGAAAUCGGUCAAAAUCUUUUAUUCAGGAUUUUGGAAAGCUAAGAUCUGGAUAUCGGCCAAAAUCUUGAAUUCACGAUUUUGGAAAGGUAGAAUCUUCAAAUCGGUCAAAAUCUUGAAUUGAGGAUUUUGGAAAGCUAAAAUCUUGAAAUACGCGAAGAUCUUGAAUUCGGGAUUUUGGAAAGCUGAGAUCUUGAAAGCGGCCAAAAUCUUCAAUUCAGGAUUUUGGAAAACUGCAAUCUUGAAAUCGAAAAAAAUCUUGAAUUGAGGAUUUUGGAAAGGUAAGAUCUUGAAAUCGGCCAAAAUCUUGAAUUCAGGAUUUUGGAAAGGCAAAAUCUUGAAAUCGGUCAAAAUUUUGAAUUCAUGAUUUUGGAAAGCUAAGAUCCUAAAAUCGGCCAAAAUAUUGAAUUCAGAAUUUUAGAAAGCUAAAAUCUUGAAAUCGGUCAGAAUCUUGAAUUCAGGAUCUUGGAAAGCUAAAAUCCUGAAAUCGGUCAAAAUCUUGAAUUCACGAUUUUGAGAAAGCGAAAAUCUUAAAAUCGGUCAAAAUCUUGAAUUCAGGAUUUUAGAAAGCUGAGAUCUUGAAAUGGGCUAAAAUCUUGAAUUCAGGAUUUUGAAAAGCUAAAAUCUUCAAAUCGGUCAAAAUCUUGAAUUUAGCAUUUUUGAAAGCUAAAAUCUUGAAAUCGUUCAAAAUCUUGAAAUCGAAAAAAAUCUUGAAUUCAGGAUUUUGGGAAGGUAAAAUCUUGAAAUCGGUCAAAAUUUUGAAUUCAGGAUUUUGGAAAGCUAAGGUCUUAAAAUCGGCCAAAAUAUUGAAUUCAGAAUUUUAGUAACCUAAAAUCUUGAAAUCGGUCAGAAUCUUGAAUUCAGGAUCUUGGAAAGCUAAAAUCUUGAAAUCGGUGAAAAUCUUGAAUUCAAGAUUUUGGAAAGCUAAAAUCUUGAAUUCACCAUUUUGGAAAGCUAAUAUCUUAAAAUCGGCCAAAAUCUUGAAUUCAAGAUUUUGGAAAGCUUAAAUCUUGAAAUCGGUCAAAAUCUUCAAUUCAGGAUUUUGGAAAGUUAAAAUCUUGAAAUCGGUCAAAAACUUGAAUUCAGGAUUUUGGAAAGUUAAAAUCUUGAAAUCGGCCAAAAUCUUGAAUUCAGGAUUUUGAAAAGCUAAAAUCUGAAAUCCGCCAAAAUCUUGAAUUUAGAAUUUUGGAAAGCUAAAAUCUUGAAAUCUACCAAAAGCUUGAAUUCAGGAUUUUGGAAAGCUAAUAUCUUGAAAUCGGCAAAACUCUUGAAAUCGGUGAAAAUCUUGAAUUCAUGAGUUUGGAAAGCUAGAAUCUUAAAAUCGGUCAAAAACUUAAAUUUAGAAUUUUGGAAAGCUUAGAUGUUGAAAUCGGCCAAAAUCUUGAAUUCAGGAUUUUGGAAAGCUCAAAUAUUGAAAUCGGUUAAAAUUUUGAAUUCAGGACUUUGGAGAGCAAAAAUCUUGGAGUCGGCCAAAAUCUUGAAAUCGGAAAAAAUAUUGAGUUCAGGAUUUUGGAAAGCUGAGAUCUUGAUAUCGGCCAAAAUCUUUUAUUCAGGAUUUUGGAAAGCUAAAAUCUUGAAAUCGGCCAAAAUCCUGACUUCAGGAUUUUGGAAAGCUAAGAUCUUGAGAUAGGCCAAAAUCUUGAAUUCAGGAUUUUGGAAAGCUAAAAUCUUGAAAUCGGCAAAAAUCUUGAAUUCAGGAUUUUGGAAAGCUAAAAUCUUGAUAUCGGCCAAAGUCUUGAAUUCAAGAUUUUGGUAAGCUAAUAUCUUGAAAUCAACCAAAAUCUUAAAUUCAAUAUUUUGGAAAGCUAAAAUCUGAAAAUCGGUCAAAAUCUUGAAUUCAGGAUUUUGGAAACCUAAAAUCUUGUAAUCGGUCAAAAUCUUCAAUUCAGGAUUUCGGAAAGCUAAAAUCUCGAAAUCCGCCAAAAUCUUAAAUUCAGGAUUUUGGAAAGCUAAAAUCUCGAAAUCUGCCAAAAGCUUGAAUUCAGGAUUUUGGAAAGCUAAAAUCUUGAAAUCGGUCAAAAUCUUGAGUUCAGAAUUUUGGAAAGCUAAAAUCUUGAAAACUGCCAAAAGCUUGAAUUCAGGAUUUUGGAAAGCUAACAUCUUGAAAUCACCAAAAAUCUUGAAAUCUGUGAAAAUCUUGAAUUCAGGAUUUUGGAAAGCUAGAAUCUUGAAAUCGGUCAAAAUCUUAAAUUUACGAUCUUGGAAAGCUAAGAUCUUGAAAUAGGCCAAAAUCUUGAAUUUAAGAUUUUGGAAAGCUAAAAUCUUAAAAUCGGCCAAAAUCUAGAAUUCAAGAUUUUGCAAAGCUAAGAUCUUGAAAUCGGCAAAACUAUUGAAUUGACGAUUUUUGGAAAGCUAAAAUCUUGAACUCGGCCAAAAUCUUGAAAUUGGUCAGAAUCUUGAAUUCAGGAUUUUGGAAAGCUAAAAUCUUAAAAUCGUUCAAAAUCUUGAUCUUAGGAUUUUGGAAAGGUAAAAUCUUGAAUUCAAGAUUUUGGAAAGCUUAAAUCUUGAAAUCGGUCAAAAUCUUGAAUUCACGAUUUUGGAAAGCUAGAAUCUUCAAAUCGGUAAAAAUCUUGAAUUGAGGACUUUGGAAAGCUGAAAUCUUGAAAUCCGCCAAGAUCUAGAAUUCAAGAUUUUGGAAAACUAAAAUCUUGAAAUCAGUCAAAAUCUUGAAUUCAGGAUUUUGGAAAGCUAAAUUCUUAAAAUCGGUCAAAAUCUUGAAUUCAGGAUUUUGGAAAGCUAAAAUCUUCAAAUCAUCCAAAAUCUUGAAUUCAGAAUUUUGGAAAGCUAAAAUCUUGAAUCAAGGAUUUUGGAAAGCUAAGAUCUCUAAAACGGCCAAAAUCUUUAAUUCAGCAUUUUGGAAAGCUAAAAUCUUGAAAUCAUCCAAAAUCUUGAAUUCAGGAUUUUGGAACGCUAAGAUCUUGAAACCGGUCAAAAUCUUGAAUUCACGAUUUUGGUAA
Messenger RNA from Porites evermanni, 4966 nucleotides. NCBI's taxonomy places the organism in Eukaryota, Metazoa, Cnidaria, Anthozoa, Scleractinia, Poritidae. The record is from the annotation of a GenBank genome assembly.